AUGCUUAUCAUCAAACAGAUCUGCCAGUUCCGAUUCCCACAUUUCGACCAAAUUCUGUCCACAACAGGAACCAAGCCUAUGGGUUUCACCUUCACCAAGAAUGGCGUUAAAACCGAGGAUAUCACCAUCAAGGUCCCUUUCGCUCUUCUGAACCUUACUCUGGAAGCCCCCUUGGUGACCGCUUCUACACAAUACUUCCCAUGCAUGGGCACCAACUCCACUCCAGCUCUUGGUCGAGCUUUUCUACAGGCUGCUUUCGUCGGCGUCAAUUGGUCCAAGAAAUCCUGGUUUUUAGCCCAAGCUCCUGGACCAGACUAUUCGUACAUUCAGAAUGUUGUCGACAUCAGCGAUAGUGACACCACCAUCACACCCUCUGGGAAUAGCUGGGAACCUACUUGGGAAAACUCUUGGACGGUACUUGCAUCCGAAAAUUCUCCCACGACCAACUCGACCAACUCGACGACCUCGACCGGCAGCACUGGUCUCUCAACCGGCGCCAAGGCUGGCAUUGGCGCAGGCUGCGGUAUUGCUGCUUUGGCGGCCGUUGCUGCAGCUUGUUGGUUUAUCUCCCAUCGUCGUCAAAAAUAUAAGCGGACUUUCAGUCAGGACAGUGCAGUGGCAGACCAGUCUUCGCAGCAACCUCCUCCCUCGAUAAUAACUACGACGCCCGUGGAAGCUCCAGACACCAAACCUAGCAGGCCUCAUGAGUUGGCCUAA
Penicillium coprophilum is the source of this 717-nucleotide messenger RNA. RefSeq lists its product as uncharacterized. Bases 1 to 717 code for a protein of 238 amino acids. The record is from RefSeq and is a predicted model, not a curated record. NCBI's taxonomy places the organism in Eukaryota, Fungi, Ascomycota, Eurotiomycetes, Eurotiales, Aspergillaceae. The transcript has 2 exons.